AAGGUGGUAGACGCGGAAGCGGUUCAAGGACCAUACGCUUGUCUUAGCUAUUGCUGGGGUGACUCUCGGAACCUUCAAACCACAAAAUCGACUCUACAGGAGCGGAGAAGAGGCAUCUCAUGGACGUCCAUUCCCAAGACGCUUCAGGAUGCCAUCGAGAUCACGCGAUCGCUCGGAAUGGGCCAUAUAUGGAUCGACGCACUAUGCAUUAUCCAAGAUGACGACGCCGACUGGAGAAGCGAGUCGGCCAGGAUGGGGCAUAUCUAUGCCAAUGCCGAGCUCACCAUCGCUGCGACUUGGGGGUCGGACGCGCAGACUGGGAUCCAUAAGAACAGGAGCGAAACAGUCACUGUGUGGCAACGUCAGGAAUUUGCUGCAGCCUCCACCAAGACGAGUCUUGGAGAUUCGCCCAUCUUUGCACGACGCCGGUUCGUCCACGACAACAUCGGUCUCAGUCCCCUCUGCCAGCGAGGAUGGACCUUACAAGAACACAUUCUAUCACGCCGCAUCGUCCACUUCACCGAACAGGAGGCCUGGUUUGCCUGUCGCGAGCAAGACGCAAAUUGCGAGUGCCAGUACGGGAGACCAGUAAUGCCCAUGUUUGUGCGGCCCGCGAAUGUGGGUAUGAUACCGGUUACACGCAUGUGGCGCACGAUAGUCCAGAACUACUCCUACCGCGAACUCACAAACCCAUCCGACAAGCUGUCUGCGCUCGCUGGAACAGCUCAGAUGCUUCACCAAAAAGCGGAGGAGCAGCGCUUACCGUUGGGCCGGUACCUCGCCGGCCUGUGGAACAAAACUUUUAGAAAAGACCUCCUCUGGUUUGUCAGUAGAUCGUCCGCAUGCGAAUUCCGGCAUGCCGAAAGAUACAGAGCACCAAGCUGGUCCUGGGCUUCUGUGAAUGGACAAAUC
Messenger RNA from Lasiosphaeria miniovina, 912 nucleotides. RefSeq names its product heterokaryon incompatibility protein-domain-containing protein. The annotation marks the transcript as partial. The record is from RefSeq and is a predicted model, not a curated record. Lineage: Eukaryota; Fungi; Ascomycota; Sordariomycetes; Sordariales; Lasiosphaeriaceae. The transcript has a single exon.